ACCGAAAAUCAAUUACCACCCUUUUCCCUUCUUCUAUUCAUUAUCCCUCCAAUUCCCCUAAAUCCACUUUGGGUAAACAACCACGUUCUGAAUUGCUAGAAGAUAUAGCCUAUUCAUCUUUUUCCCCAUUUUUGUUCCUUCCGAAUAGCAAGCUCAUGGCUAUCUCCAUUUUGCCUGAGUCAUCAAGAACACAGCUUAUGACUCCUUCAUUUUUUUUUGCCUACAAAUCGAUGAAAUCAAAGACUCUAUUUCCCUUUUGCUUUGCCAUUAAAGAAUUCAUGAACAUUGAAAUCAAAGAGGCAGCAAGACAACCCAAUAGCAGCCUCAUUAUUCUGAUUUUUGUGCCGAAAAUUCAAACCCAACAGCGGAAUGUUUCUUCCACGGAUUUGGUUUUCAAAAAAAAGAGGCGUUAUCAUCGGGGAACCUUUCUAGUGAUUGCGGAGAACCAAACUUAGCUCCUUGAAGCGUCUUUGUUGAGUAGUAACAGUCCCUUAAAGGGGUCUCGCCAGACUACAUUUCUUGAAAAUAAACUUUUUACUAAAGCUCGUUCUAAAUUACAAUUUGUUGAGACAAAUGUUGUUAUGAUUGCUUAUGUUGAUAUUAUGAUAUGAUCAAUGGAUCGGGCUUGCGAACUACCUUACUAGUGGAGUACUACCUACGGGCCUCUCCGCUCACUAUAGCAAGAAGUUCUUCCAUGAUCUCCGGUUUUACUAUUGGGACGACCCGCUUUUGUUCAAAUCCUGUGUAGACGGCAUGUUGCGCCGUUGCGUUCCUGAGGUUGAGGUACAUUCUAUCAUGUAGCACUGUCAUGACCUACCUUGCGGUGGACAUACAGCUGCAUCUAAGACUUCCUCUAAGAUUCUUCAAUGUGGAUUUUAUUGGCCCACGCUCUUUCGAGAUGUGCAGGCCUAUGUUAAGACUUGUGAUCGUUGCCAACGAGUUGGCAACUUACCUAAGGCUAACGCUAUGCCUAUGGCCCCGAUUUUAGCUGUUGAUAUUUUUGAUGUGUGGGGCAUCGAUAUUCAAGGUCCUUACCCUUCAUCCUUUGGAAACAAAUACAUUUUGGUUGCUGUUGAUUACGUUUCCAAGUGGGUGGAAGCCAUAGCCACUAAGACUAAUGAUGGACGAGUUAUGACCAUGUUCUUUAAAUAGGUCAUAUUUCCACGUUUUGGUUGCCCCCGCAUAGUCAUAAGUGACAAUGGGACCCACUUCAUCGAGCAUAGGUUUGAGUCACUUCUUAGGAAGUAUGGGGUGCUACAUAGAUUUUCUUUAUCUUAUCACCCCCAAACUAGUAGUCAAGUUGAAGUAUCGAAUAGGGAACUUAAGAUCAUCCUCCAGAAAAUCGUACACAAAUCCCGAAGGAACUGGUCUGACAGGCUUGAUGACGCCCUUUGGGCGUAUAGGACAACUUUUAAGACCCCCAUAGGGACUACACCUUUUCGACUCAUCUAUGGGAAUCACUGUCACCUUCCCGUAGAGCUGGAGCACAAGGCCCAUUGGGUCGUCAAAACCCUCAACUUCGACCUCAAAGCCGCAAGUAGUAAAAGAUUGCUUGACAUUAAUGAGCUUGAUGAGAUCCGUCUGGACACCUACAAGAGUGCCUUGCUAUAUAAAGAGAAAACCAAAAGAUGGCAUGAUCAAAGGCUUAUCAGGCGUGAAUUCAAAGUAGGUGACCUGGUGCUAGUGUAUAACUCCCGACUGAAAUUCUUUGCUGAAAAGUUGAAAUCAAAAUGGUCAAGACUGUUUAAAGUGAUUCGAGUUUUCCCUCAUGGCCCUAUUGAAGUUCAAGGGCCAACCAACACCUUUAAGGUGAGUGGUCACCGUGGUAAGCACUACUAGGUUGAGUCACGUCGAGCUACAAACGUUAAAUAAGAGCUUUGCGGGAGGCAACCCGUACUCUUGUAUAGUCUGCAAUACCUUUCUCUUCCAUUUUAUUUUAUUUACUUGUUUUUAGCUCUUUAUACAUUUUAUUACUAAGUUCUACACAAUGUCUUUUAUUUUGUUUUAAUCGAAAAAUAAAAUAUAUUCAAACAGGUGAAAUAGGCAGUAGCAAAAGCCGACUCGGCUUUGGCUGAGGAUGGAGAAAAAUUCGACUCGGCUUUAGUCUCUGGAAAAUGCAACCUUAUAUCUGCAAUAAGGAAAAGUCAAUGGGCAAAGCUAGGUCAAACGCCGUGUCGGCGUUUUCAGGACCCAAUCCCAAAGCCGACUGGGCGAAAGUUUCUGGAAAUAAUGCCUCCAAUAUGUGAAAAGGAAUAGUCAAUGGGGCAUGACUGGUCAACAACCGACUCAAUUGUCUCUGAAACCGAUCAAAAAGCCAACUCAGCUUUCUAAACUGUCGCACAUUAGGGAUUUAUUUCUUCUACAGAUUUGCUUUUCCUUAUAAAAGACCCACAUCCCACGCCCCAUCUCUUCAUUCCAAUCCUCUCCAUUCUCUCUCUUGCAAUCCCCAACCUUAUCCCCAUCUCCAUCUCCAUCUCCAUCUCCAUCCUCAUCUUCUUCAACCACAUCACUAUUAAAACAACAUUGUGGGUUCACAAGUUUUUCAAUUUGGGUUCGGUUGGACUUCACAAAUUCUUGGAGUUUCUAGGAUCCUAAGCAAUCGACUACUUACAUUAAUUGGAAGGCAUUUCUCUGAAGACACAAGAGCUGUAUGCGCUAGUAUUCUUGGCUCGUUACCUUGAUCUAUUUACUGAUUUCAUAUCAUUAUAUAACAGUGCCAUGAAGAUUGUGUUCAUUUUGAGCUCUUUGGCUAUUGUUUGGUGUAUGAGGAUGCACCCUAUUAUCAAGCGUUCCUAUGACAAAGUUGUGGACACAUUUCGUCAUUACUUUCUUGUCCUUGGAUGCUUUGUUUUGGCACUGCUAAUUCAUGAGAAGUUCACUGUGCAAGAGGUUUUUUGGGCGUUUUCUAUAUACCUGGAAGCUGUUGCUAUUCUACCCCAACUUGUCUUGCUACAAAGAAGUGGAAAUGUUGACAACUUGGCGGCACAAUAUGUUUUCUUCCUUGGGGCAUAUAGGGCAUUCUACAUCCUCAAUUGGAUUUAUCGCUACUUUACUGAGCCAUAUUUCAGACGGUGGAUAGCAUGCGUCUCUGGUCUUGUCCAGACUGCCCUUUAUGCAGAUUUCUUUUACUACUAUUUUAUCAGCUGGAAAAACAAUUCAAAGCUGCAGUUGCCUGCUUGAGCUGUACUACUGGAAGAAGCAGAUGCGAUGUCGAAGGACACGAUUUACUGGGCACAAUAGCCAUUCGUGUUUGUGCUGAACACUAGUCUCUACGAAACUCUUUUCUUACGUACAUCGUAUCAAACAUGAUUGAUAUUUCAGGAUUCAUGGCCUCAUUUGCUAUGACUCAUCUAUCAGUAAUAAUAUGUAAAAAAAUAUAGGAUGGUAUAUCUCACAUUGAAAAUAUGGAGAUGUUGUCAAAUGCACGAGUUAGGAUCUUGAUUUGUACACAUUAUCUUAUUAGUAACUUCAUUUUUUUGUCCACUGUAAUUUGGAAACUCCCUCUUUAUAU
Messenger RNA from Amaranthus tricolor (Joseph's coat), 3511 nucleotides. RefSeq names its product ER lumen protein-retaining receptor A. The transcript is spliced from 7 exons. Gene Ontology annotation, molecular function: ER lumen protein retrieval receptor activity. Bases 2719 to 3180 code for a protein of 153 amino acids. The record is from RefSeq and is a predicted model, not a curated record. Gene Ontology annotation, cellular component: endoplasmic reticulum; membrane; cis-Golgi network. Lineage: Eukaryota; Viridiplantae; Streptophyta; Magnoliopsida; Caryophyllales; Amaranthaceae. Gene Ontology annotation, biological process: protein retention in ER lumen; endoplasmic reticulum to Golgi vesicle-mediated transport.